AUAUCUGUACGUAGACGUAGUAGCGAUUAGUACUAGUUCAUUCAUAAAGAUGCCGGAUUUUUGUGCCGCUUAUGGUUGCAGUAAAGAACGGACGAACGAAUCUAAAGAAGGAGGAAUAACAUUUCACAGAUUUCCCAAAGAAGGAUCGAGGCGACAGGCGUGGGUGCUGGCUUUGAGGAGAGAGGGGUUUGUGCCAAAACAACGGACACUGUUAUGCAGCUGCCACUUCCUACCUGAAGAUUUCGACAGGACUGGGCAAACUGUUCGUCUCAGGGAGGGAGCAAUCCCAUCAGUGUUCACCUUUCCAAAACAUUUGUCCAAGCGGUCUCGUUCUAGAUCCAGUAAAACGUCGAAAAAGGCUAGUGAACCAUAUCCAACGCAGUCAGCAAGACAACCCGUGGUGUCAGUCACAGCUGUUUUACAGGAUCACACAUACUGCCUGGAUCCCAUCAGAACCAAAGAGAAGCUGAGGCAAUAUCAGGACGAGUUGGACAAAUUAAGGAGGGAGCUACGGAAUGCCAAGGACCGUGAGAGGAGGCAAAGACAGACCGUUGGAUGCCUUAUGGUGGAGUUGAGGGAAAACAACAUGCUGGCUGAGGAACUACAACAAAAGCUGGAGUAUUACUCAGGCAGGUGGUUACAGACUGUCGAUGCCAGUCCGGGACUCAACAUUUGCCUUCUCGACAUGCUGGAGAAGAGAAAACUUGAAGACCCUGACCGGUUUGGCCAAGUGUGUCUGAUGCUGGAUGGUAUGUCCAUACGGAAACAGCUGCAAUACGAAUCCCACACACGUACAAUGCGGGGCCUUGUAGAUCUUGGUAUGGGGCUGGAUGAAACAACUGUGGCUAAAGAAGCCCUUGUGUUUAUGGUUGUUGGCCUGAGAGGUCAUUGGAAGUUGCCCAUCGCCUUCUAUUUCAUCAACACCGUAUCACCAGACGCUCAGAGGACACUUCUUCUUGAUGCCUUGGAGGCUCUUCACAUCCGUGGCAUUAACGUUGUGUGUGUCACCAUGGACGGCCAUAUAUCAAACAUCUCCAUGGUAAAAAUGUCAUGGGACCAAGUAACUUAA
Molecule: messenger RNA, 1069 nt
Organism: Engraulis encrasicolus (European anchovy)
Lineage: Eukaryota; Metazoa; Chordata; Actinopteri; Clupeiformes; Engraulidae
Product: THAP domain-containing protein 2-like
Exons: 5
Coding region: 50-1069 (339 amino acids)
Source: RefSeq, a predicted model, not a curated record